AUGAGCACCUCCAAAACGAAACAGCACAACCCCGGUGUCUCCCUUUCGCAGCUCACCAACAAGGCCUCGUCAACGCUGGAAUCCCUGCUCCGGCAGUCCGGCGGCAUCGACCCCGCGGCCGAGAUCACCCUCGUAGCGAACGUACAAGCCUACUCCAAGCUCUUGGAUAUCAUCGAUCCUAUCGAAUCGGAGGCCCCUCCCAAAGGCACCGCCGAGAGCACCAUCAGUCAGCUCAACAAGCUCGGGCGUAUCCUCCACGAUACGAAAUCCACGUACACUUCCCUCAUCCUCGAUACCAGAAAGAACGGUCCUCGGCGUACGGCAGACAGCCACCCACUCGUGAUUGUCGUCGGACUAGGCGAGGCUAUCCAGCGUAUCGACCGGGUCAUCACGCGGUACAGGUCCGAGGAGGCUAUGGCACGGGUCGAGUCGUCUUUUGACGCCCGGGUCGAGCGGGAGGUCAACCGGCAGGUCGAGCUGGUACGGGCCGCUCUGAUGGACGAUGUCAAGGGAUGGAUCCACCUGGACCUGAAGGAUCUGGAGCGGGCCGCAGAAGAGGGCCAGAAGGGACUAGCCCGAGGAGGGCCGGGAAGUGCUCAAGCGGGACGGCGUGGAGAUGCGGAGAAUGGUGGGGAGGGCGAUGGGGGAGGAGGUGCGAAAGACGGGAGAGAUGGCGGAGAAGAUGAGGAACAGGUGAUCGAAGGGGCCAAUCGGGCCGAAUGGGACCAGCGGCAAAAGCGGUCCGAGGAGCGGUACCUCACCAUCGAGGGGGCGACGGACAAGCUACCUGCGCUCUCGGCCGCUAUACUGGAGUUUAAGGCCACCCGGACCGACACCCUCAUAUCGAUCAACGGGCAGCAUCGGACCGCUCUGGACAACAUCGCUCUCAAACACUUGUCCGUCCUGCAGGGCAUCGCCAAGGUGCAGCUCGAGGCUGAACGCGGCUUCGAGGAAAGGGCGAAGCGUAUCGAGGGACACGCGGACAGGCUGGACGGUCUGGUCCGGUCAUUUGAGCGGCAUUACCCGGCUCUUCUGCCUCCUAACACCGCCGCAUCCGCCGGGAUGGUCACGGUCGAUGCUCGUCCAUCAGGAGGACAAUCUCCAUUCCUUUCUCAAUGCCCAAAGCCCCGACCUCUCCUCCCUCAGCUCUUCACCACCCCUGUCGUCCUUACGACUCACAGCGAGAACCCCUAUCCCAUCGACAGGCACCGUCCCACUCGGCCGAUUCUGCUGGGUAUGACGACGGUGAUGGUCGUCCGAUCAUCGCCAGCAAUACUUCUGCGUGCGGAAUAA
Dioszegia hungarica is the source of this 1293-nucleotide messenger RNA. RefSeq lists its product as uncharacterized. The record is from RefSeq and is a predicted model, not a curated record. Lineage: Eukaryota; Fungi; Basidiomycota; Tremellomycetes; Tremellales; Bulleribasidiaceae. The transcript is spliced from 2 exons. Bases 1 to 1293 code for a protein of 430 amino acids.